AUGUUUUAUUCAAUCGUUAUAUGUAUUAUUAGUUUAACUAUUAUAACACAAAUUUCAAGUGAAAAUUUGAAUGGAAUUUAUGUUAUUGAUUCAUGUGAAUGUAGUUCUCCAACAGAAAAAUGUGAACCAAAAGGACCAUUUAUAUUAGAUCAACAACGAACAUCGUUUGCUGUUCGAUAUGGUGCAGUACAAGUUGGUGUUGGAACAUCAGGAAAUAAUCGUCUGGAUUUAUAUUUAAAUAAAAAUCGUUGUAAAGGUUCAUGGAAUGGAAAAAGUCGUUUGGCCGAUUUAAAAUGUCAACAUGAAAAUGGUAUUAUUUGUUCAACAAAACUUCGUUGUGUUUCAGGUGCAUGUCUUGAUGAUAAAUCAAAUAUUGUUGCAUCAUCAAGCAUGACCAUAACUACUUCUAUAUUAUCUCUUAUCACUAGUUUAUUGAUAUUAAUUUAUUAG
Molecule: messenger RNA, 450 nt
Organism: Adineta steineri
Lineage: Eukaryota; Metazoa; Rotifera; Eurotatoria; Adinetida; Adinetidae
Source: the annotation of a GenBank genome assembly